UACGUUACGCUGUUACAUAAGAGCGCUGCUGCCUGCGUAUAGCGCAGAUCUAUGAUCCUGGACUUGGAAAGUUAUAUUUUCCGAGUGCGUUCACUGGUGAGAUGCCUCCUGUGAAGCUCGAGACGGCAGACGACGCUAAGCCUGUUGACAAUGGCAAGGCAACGGAAUUCAUUACCUCAGCAUUGAAGGGACUAGAGACAAUUGAACCUCUGGUGCGCUCGGUAGAAGAGACCCCGGAGCCGAUAUCCGCUGAAGUGCAAGGUACCAUCCCAUCCUGGAUCAGUGGCAAACUCCUCCGCAAUGGCCCGGGGAAGUUUGAGUUUGGAAACACACACUACAACCACUGGUUCGAUGGGAUGGCCAUGCUGCACCAGUUCAAGAUCCACGAAGGUCAGGUGACGUACAUGAGUCGGUUCUUGGACAGCGAUGCCUACAAGAACAAUCGCGAAAAGGACCGCAUUGUGAUGUCGGAAUUUGGUACCCUGGCCAUGCCCGACCCCUGUAAGAACGUCUUCCAGCGCUUCCUGUCUCGCUUUGAAAUGAUAACGCCCACGGACAAUGCGAGUGUGAGCUUUGUGAAGUACAAGGGUGACUUCUUUGUCAGCACAGAGACUAAUUUUAUGCACCGAGUGAACCCGGAGAACUUAGAAUCAUUGGAAAAGGUAGACUGGAGCAAAUUCAUUGCUGUAAAUGGAGCCACCGCCCACCCACACUACGACCCCGACGGCACCACCUACAAUAUGGGUAACUCCUAUGGAAGCAAAGGAGCCCUGUACAACAUCAUCAGAGUGCCUCCUGAGAAGACAGAUGCCAAAGACACCCUUCAGGGAACCAAAAUACUUUGCUCUAUUGUUCCUGCAAACAAGUCCCAUCCCUCCUACUAUCACAGCUUUGCCAUGUCGGAGAACUACGUGGUGUUCAUCGAGCAGCCGAUCAAGAUGGACCUGAUGAAGAUAGUCACAUGCAAGCUGAGGGGGAAGGCUAUGAGUGACGGCAUCUACUGGGAUCCGAAACUGGAAACGGUCUUCCAUGUCGUCAACAAGAAAAACGGGGAGGUCAGCUCGGUGAAGUACCACACCAAAGCCAUCUCCACCUUCCAUCAGAUCAACGCCUUCGAGGAAGAUGGAUUCUUGAUGAUCGACCUGUGCUGCUCAGACAACGGCCAAGCCAUCAACAACUACCUCAUCCAGAACCUACGCAAGUCGGGGGACGCCUUAGAUGAGGUGUACAACACCAUGGGCAGAGUAUUCCCUCGGCGAUUUGUUCUUCCUCUCAACGUGACCGGUGAAACUCCAACGGACCAGAACCUGAACACGCGGCUCUCCAGCUCAGCGACGUGUGUCAAAGUCAGCAACGACAAGGUGUUCUGCCAACACGAGGAUCUCCAUGGAGAUGAGCUCCACCAGUACGGAGGCCUUGAGUUCCCUCAGAUCAACUAUGGAAGAAACAACACGCGGCCAUACCGCUACUUCUAUGGCUGUGGCUUCAGACACCUGGUGGGAGACUCGCUGCUCAAGAUGGACCUGAAGGACAAGACAUUUAAGGUGUGGCAGCAGAAGGGUUUCUUCCCUUCAGAGCCUGCGUUUGUGGCGUCGCCUGAUGCCGUGGAAGAGGACGAAGGACUCAUCCUCUCGGUGGUUCUCAGCCCCUCACAGGAUAAAGGAGCAUUCCUCUUGGUUUUGGAUUCAAAGAGCUUUGAAGAACUGGCAAGAGCUUAUGUGCCUGUUAACAUGGCUUAUGGCUUCCAUGGUACCUUCGACGCCUCUGCAUAACCCUGCUUCUGUUACAUAUAAGUGUUUCUUUAAUGAAUGUAGUAGCAGCAAUAUGUACAAAAACACUAUAACCACUGUAUUCCUGAUGGUACUAUAUCUCUGCUGCGAUAUAUUAAGAAAGGUGCAGUGUUCCGUUUAGCCGGGCUUCCACUCGACUCACUAAUGACGCCGGGUCCUUUUCCUCUACACGUUUUCACUUUGGAAAGUGUUGCCUCAGCUCAGUAGGGAUCAGCGGAUCACAAGGUAACAACGGCGCGUUAAACGGCUGUGACGUCACCGUGAGAAACUUAAAUGAGCCGCUGAAUCCUUUCAAUGGCCCCCAAACAAAAGAGCCCCUGCACAGUGGUUAAGCGGCGUACACGCUGUUUGGGCAGAGAUGCGUUCUUUUAAUUAGGGUGGAAGGCCUUAAAGUUUAAACCGUAGACUAACGGUACAAUGAACUCCAAGAUACUUGUUAUUUUUAAUAACUAUUUUCAUAAUACUUUUAUAUCAACCUUAGACUGGUACUCUGACUUAUUAUACGUUGGCCGUCAAACUUGUGUUUUUCAGGUUACGCGAUGCUUCAACCACCACAAGUGUCAAACAAACCUUUUUUUAACACAUUCACACAUUGUUUUGUAUAUUGUAUUUUUACAGAGUUUAUACUCAUGUGUCAAUAAAAUUGCCUGAGCUGUCAAGUGAGUUUACAAAGUUGUGGUGCAUCUAUAUGUAAACAGAUAUAACAUUUAAAAAAUGCUUUAAUAAUAACUUACCGAUAUUCCCUUUUAUGCAUUGUACUGAAGAAUAAUGGAAAGUUAUACUUUUUGUAUUGAAAACAAAAACUCCCUUAAAUUGUUUGAAAUUGAAAUUUGAAGUUUGAAAUUUCUAAAUUCAGAACGAAAUAUUGUUUAAUAUUGUCAGGGGCCAAGAGUUAAAUCAGCAGAAAUAGUUGUGUUUCAUAAUAUGUGUUUAUCCACAGUGAGUCUAGAUCAGGACAACGGCUCUGCAACAGAAAAUUAACCAAUGCAAAUAUUAUCUCAACGUCAAAUGCUCCAAAUUUUAAAGACAUUUGUUUGAGAAUUUUCUUAUGCCAAUAAACUGUAAUGUACACAUGAAAACUGCGAAGGCACUUGAUUUCUCUCAGUUGUAACAAUUUCUGAGCAAAAGUCUUGAGUUGGGGACACGUGUCAUUACUAAGGUUUAUUAGAAGGUUUUAUAUGCAUAUAUUACAUACUGUAUUUAUAUUACUGACUUUAAACUUGUGCGUUAAUGAUGUGCUUUCACUCUUUAUGUAUAGUUGAAUUACAUAUAGGCAUUUUGCCAAACCCAAAGUAUAUUCCUUUUAUAUAUUAUUCCUAAGAUUAAAGGAUAUCCGGGGAAAUCAUUUUAAUUGCUGUGUAAGUCACAAGUGGACCAAAGCGGAUUAAAGCUGAUCUGAAACUAAUGUGUUAUGUGAAAACCAAUAAAACUUUGUGCUGCUAA
Gasterosteus aculeatus aculeatus (three-spined stickleback) is the source of this 3233-nucleotide messenger RNA. Its product is annotated as carotenoid-cleaving dioxygenase, mitochondrial. Lineage: Eukaryota; Metazoa; Chordata; Actinopteri; Perciformes; Gasterosteidae. Gene Ontology annotation, cellular component: mitochondrion. The record is from RefSeq and is a predicted model, not a curated record. Gene Ontology annotation, biological process: retinal metabolic process; carotene catabolic process. Gene Ontology annotation, molecular function: beta-carotene 15,15'-dioxygenase activity; carotenoid dioxygenase activity.